CUCGUGUCAGUAUUUUUUGUGUACGUUACUGAUUCCGUGACACAAUGCCGAUUUUCGUGUUAACUGUAGUAGGAUUAAUGCUUGCUGCAAGUGCAGUGAACGCCGAACAAGUUAACAACUAUCGCAUGUGCCCUAGUACUAGUUGUGUUGUAUAUGAUCUGUUUAUUGAUCCAUGUCCCGAAGCUUUAUACAACCAAGCAUGUGAAUGGACAGACAACCUGAACACGUCUAUCGCAUUCAAGUAUAACCCUGAAUUUGGUGCGAACUUACCAAAAACACAACUAUACUCUGAAACCUUUUUGAUGGACUUGCCAUUUCUUAACAUUGACUCGAACGCAUGCUUAUACACAAGUUGUCCCGUGGAAAAGGACACCGAACAGAAUUGGCUGUUCAAUUUAUACGUACCCAAAGACUAUGGUAAGACUUAUUACAUAGUCAAGUUCAUGUUCUGGGACACCAUUAACUACCAAGAGUGCUGCUUUACAUUCGACAUCAAGAUCGUUUAACGGAAAUGGAAAAUACUCGCAACUACCUACCUAAAUAUAUUCAUUGGCACCCAUACUAUCAUAUUAUGUAAUAUUUAAAUACAGCAUUAUUAACGUUACUUAGCUCAACUUUGUGCCGCCUCUCUACUGUUAUAGGAA
Metopolophium dirhodum (rose-grain aphid) is the source of this 644-nucleotide messenger RNA. RefSeq lists its product as uncharacterized. NCBI's taxonomy places the organism in Eukaryota, Metazoa, Arthropoda, Insecta, Hemiptera, Aphididae. The coding region runs from base 45 to 506 and encodes 153 amino acids. The record is from RefSeq and is a predicted model, not a curated record. The transcript has 3 exons.